AUGUCUUCGGUCACUGAGCGAUGGAUUAUUCCUGUCGUGGGUGGUGUUGAAGACUGGAAAAACCAGCUCAAAGUAGUUCUUCAGACACUGAAGAAGCAAGACGGAUACCUCCGCACCCGUUGGGGGCCCUGCAGCGAGAACAUGCAGCGCUUAGAACUGCUUAUUGGCUGGAAAAGCAUCGACGCCUGCAAUACAUGGAAAGCUUCAUCCGGUUUCACCGCCGCCACGGACCAGAUGAAGACCGUUCAAUCCGGCGAAGCUGUUAGCUAUUUUAUUCGGUUUGUUCCGUACGCACCGAAGGAGGUCAUCGACGCAUCUAUCGUCGAAGUGCUCACUUAUUCAAACUGCACCAUUGAAGAAGACAAGAUGCGUGAAUCUGUUGAAACGGCCAAGUCACUGCCAGGAUGCACCGGCGUCGCUAGCGGUUUCUCCCUCGAUGGCGCUACGUUUGUAGCCGUGGUUGGCUGGGCUAGUGUUGAAGAGAGCAAGGCGGCGGACAAGUCUCUGUAUGUGUCUGCAGGAGGAUUGACAUCUGAGACUUACCAUGUCAAUUUCCGCUUCCCGAUCAAGGGCUUUGGAGGAUUAUAG
This is a messenger RNA of Phaeoacremonium minimum UCRPA7, 588 nucleotides long. RefSeq lists its product as hypothetical. NCBI's taxonomy places the organism in Eukaryota, Fungi, Ascomycota, Sordariomycetes, Togniniales, Togniniaceae. The transcript has 2 exons. Bases 1 to 588 code for a protein of 195 amino acids. The record is from RefSeq and is a predicted model, not a curated record.